This is a messenger RNA of Racocetra persica, 695 nucleotides long. The record is from the annotation of a GenBank genome assembly. Lineage: Eukaryota; Fungi; Glomeromycota; Glomeromycetes; Diversisporales; Gigasporaceae.
AUGCAUCUGGCAAAACCAAGUUGGCUCGGGCACUUUGACGAUAAAAGUCAAAGGACUUCAAUCUUUUCGGUCCAUGUUCACCCUGACGGAUCUCGUUUAGCAACUGGAGGUCUCGAUAAUAAAAUAAAAUUAUGGAGUACUGCCAGCAUAAUAGACGUAAAUAAAGCCAACGAUUCUAGUGUACCGCGUUUAUUGUGUACUUUAGGUCUUCAUAAUGGUUCAGUGCUUUGCGUCAGAUGGUCAAAUAAAGACGGCCGAUAUUUGGCCUCAGGUUCAGAUGAUCAACUUGUUCUGAUAUGGGAAUGGGAUAGAUCGACUGAAGGGUGGUCGGGAGGAAGCGUGUUUGGAAGUGGUGAACACAACAUUGAGAAUUGGAAACCAGUAAGGCGACUCUCAGGGCAUCAAUCGGACGUAGUUGACCUUGCUUGGUCGAAAACUAAUGCCUAUUUGGCAUCAUGCGGUUUGGAUAGCUUGGUAUUCAUAUGGGACGGCAAAACGUUUGAAAAAUUGCAUAAACUAGAUCAGCAUAUUGGAUUUGUUAAAGGUGUCACAUGGGAUCCUGUGGGCGAAUAUCUUGCAACUGAGUCUGAUGAUAAAACUGUUAAAAUAUGGCGUACCACUGAUUGGUCCGUGCAAGCUGAAAUCAGCGAUCCAUAUACUAGCUCUCCCACAACUACUUUUUACCGUCGUCUUAG